Messenger RNA from Mus caroli (Ryukyu mouse), 2750 nucleotides. RefSeq names its product secretogranin V (gene Scg5). NCBI's taxonomy places the organism in Eukaryota, Metazoa, Chordata, Mammalia, Rodentia, Muridae. Gene Ontology annotation, biological process: regulation of hormone secretion; neuropeptide signaling pathway. Gene Ontology annotation, molecular function: enzyme regulator activity. Gene Ontology annotation, cellular component: secretory granule. The record is from RefSeq and is a predicted model, not a curated record.
UGGGUGGAGCGAGGUUUCGGAGGGAGGUGACGCAGGAGCUAUCCAGCACGUCAGCUCCCUGUUUUGGCCCAAAUUGCAAGAAGCUCGCCUGCGGCCACACGGUUAAAAAUGGCCUCAAGGAUGGUCUCUGCCAUGCUAUCUGGCCUUUUGUUUUGGUUGAUGUUUGAGUGGAAUCCAGCAUUCGCUUAUAGUCCACGGACCCCUGACCGGGUCUCAGAGACAGACAUCCAGAGGCUGCUUCAUGGGGUUAUGGAGCAGCUGGGCAUUGCCAGGCCGCGCGUGGAGUACCCAGCUCACCAGGCCAUGAAUCUUGUUGGGCCGCAGAGCAUCGAAGGGGGAGCUCACGAGGGUCUUCAGCAUCUGGGUCCUUUUGGCAACAUCCCCAACAUAGUGGCAGAGUUGACUGGUGACAACAUUCCUAAGGACUUCAGUGAGGAUCAAGGCUACCCAGACCCUCCAAAUCCCUGUCCUCUUGGGAAAACUGCUGAUGAUGGAUGUCUAGAAAACGCCCCCGACACUGCAGAGUUCAGCCGAGAAUUCCAGUUAGACCAACACCUUUUUGAUCCAGAACAUGACUACCCAGGUUUGGGCAAGUGGAACAAGAAACUCCUUUAUGAGAAAAUGAAGGGAGGACAGAGGCGGAAGCGGAGGCUUCCAUGAAGAGCAAUUUCAAUAGGUAGAAGAGACUCCUAUCCACGCAGGGGAGGAGUGUGCAGGGAAGCUACUCGGGCACGACUUUCCUCAAGUAUUCUGUAAGCCAGUGGAGGAAAUGGCUCACACAUCUGUAUCCAUUAUGCAGAUCACAAGACAGCAACCAGGAAGUGUGAAAGUGUAUACUACAGGCCAUAAUUUUGAAUUUCUUCUACAUGUUUUUGUUUUAUAUUAUCCCAGCCAAGCUAGAGUAGCAUGCAUUUGCCUUAUCUCACUUGCUGACUGCCUUGUCUGGUACAGCCUCAGUUAGCUCUCAUUGGAGGAUUGUCCAAGAUGAAUCUUUGGCCUCUGCAUUGUGCAUUUUGCUGCUACUUAUAUAGUGUUGCCUGGUCUAAAUCUGAAUGUCAAGAUUACUUUGGGUUUCCAGUGCAUGUUUAUAGACCUCGGGCUUAACGGUGAUCAAUACCCACCCUGCUAAUCUACUGGUACAUUCCUCUAUCCGACCAAGCAGGAGGGGUAAAAACUUUGCUAUUGCAUAGUAAAGUACUGCCAUAGUAACUGUUUUAGUUAAAAUAUACAAACCAACACAAGGUCACUGGCAAUUUCUUUGGAAUAGCAAGUACCUGGAUCUUGGAAAAAAAUUGGGAAUCUAAUUAGUGACAGUUUUGGCCCAUCUGAAGAGCUUGGCCAAGUACAAUCAGCAAAUGUUUUAAGUGUGGGGUUCCUGGCUUUGGUAUUAAUCAUAAGGCCCCUGGGUUGCUUGACAAACACAGAUCCACAGGCGAUUUCCUAUGCAAGAAGCAGAAAGCUGUUCCAUCUGGAAGCAGAUCUUCUUUGGGAGAAUGGACGGGGUUAUUAGGGUUUUUCUUGGUGAUUACAGCCUCCAAUGGCAGAUGGUGACAGGAAGGGUGUAAUGCGUUCUUGAGAGAACAUCAAGAAAUUCUAUUCUAGGAGCUCAGAAUACACAUAAUUUACCAGGAAGAUGGCUUGAAUAUCUCCCAAUGGUACAACAAGGCCAUUUCCAAAUAAGACCAAUGACUGACCCCAGAUGAAUAACUUAGCAUGCAGCUUUAAUUGUCACUACUUGCUGGUUUACCAUGCCUUCUGCCAGGACUCUGAGGAACUUAGGUUGACUUUAGGUCACAUUUCCAUGAGACUAGUAAUUACCAAAAUUCAAAAUUCUGGCAAAGGUGUAUGUCAUAAAGGAUUUUUACUUUUAUAGCCACUUCUUCCACAUAGACAAGGCUUAAAAUUUAAGGGAAGAAGGGCCCCUGUGACCCUGGGGUAUCACUUCUCAGAUAUCUACAAAGCCCAUUCUCAUUCCUUUAGCCCUGGGCUGCUCUAGACUGAUGGGCAAACGGAACUUAACCUUUCACAGCCCCGCACCUCGGCUGCUGUUCCCUUCUUGAUUGAAGACCUUAGCCACCUUCUCUGGAGCAUGAAUCAAUAUAAAGAAAUCAUAGUUCAGGUAUUUGAAGAAUUAAGGAUUACUCUGAUGAAGCUCACCAUCUACUGAGGAUUUGAAGAGGAAAGCAAGCAAGGGUCCAUCCUAAGCUGUCCUUCCAGUUGUCAGAUGAAUAAUGACCACAUGUAACUUACCCAAUAAUGACUAUACAUAGAUAAGUAUUGUGGGUUCUUUGGAACACACUUGAAACAAAGCACUUAAUUCAUAAUUGAACAUCAAUCCAAAACAAAAGAGGUUUGACUCUGGUGUCUCCCUCUUCCCCUUUUCUCACAACCUUUGAAAUGUUCUGGGACUAGACAGCCUGUCUUGCAACAUGGAAGUUUCUUAGCAAGGGGACAGAUCCCUAAAGUUGCAGCCAAAACCCCAGGUCAUUUUCUGUGGCUUUUAUAGUCAUUCCAGGUCAUUUGAGUUCCUGGUUGCUUCACAUAUAAAAGAUCAAUUAAGCGAUUUUGAGGAUAUUUUAACUCUGUAGCUGGUAUCUUGAUACUAUCUAAAAGCCACUCGUUAUCUUAGACAGUUUAUCAGCUAUAGUUCCAAGUUGACAAAUAUGAAUAUCUCAUAUUCUCUUUUAACGUGUGAGAAUUUUAAGAAAUUAAUACUGUUAUAAAACUUUUUCUUAUUUUUUUUUAAAAGU